CUAUAGUAAUAUGGGCGGCUGCGGCGACAUCGUGGGCAGCUCCAGAGGACGGCUACAGCUACCAAGCCCCAGUACCCAUUCCCCAGUCUCCCCAGUACCCACCGACACCCGCCCAGUACCAGUUCCAGUGGGAUGUGAACGAUCGACAUUCCGGGAACUAUUUUGGCCAACACGAGCAGCGGAAUGGCGACAGGACGCUGGGCAGUUACUAUGUCCAGCUGCCGGACACGCGCUUCAUGAGGGUCGAGUACUUGGCUGAUUCGGAAGGUUUCCAGCCUACGGUCUCCAUCGUGGGUGAUGCCCAGUACCCGGAUGCCCCGUCCAAGAUGUACUCUCAACCUGCCCCUGCCCCUACCCAGGUAUAUUCUGAGCCUAUGCCUGCUCCUGCCGAAGAGUAUUCUGAACCCAUGCCCGUCCCUGCCGAGGAGUAUACUCAGCCCGACCCUGCUCCUGCACAGACGUAUUCUGAACUCGAUCUUGCUCGCCAAUACACUCAGCCAGAUUCUGUCCCCGAGGAAGUGUACACGCCACCGAUUCUCAGUCAGUCAAGCCAGCAGUACUCCCAGCCUACUCUUGUUCCUACCCAGCAGUACGCUCAGCCCUCCCUUGCUCCUAGUCAGCAGUACGGUCAGCCUGCUCUUGCUACUAGUCAGCAGUCCGGCCAGCCUUCCCCUGCUCCUAGUCAGCAGUAUACUGAGCCAACCCCUGCCCCUGCCCCUACUCAGCAGUACUCCCAACCCUCCUCAUCCCCUGCCCCUACUCAGCAGUACUCUCAGCCCGGCCCUGCUCUUACCCUCCUCCCUGCUGGCGAAUAUUCCCUGCCUGCUUCUGCUCUUUCCCCUUUAUCCCCCGAACAUGUCUCAGGUAUAUAUAGGGCUCGGGUAAACAAAAUCACUGUGAGGACUGUCAGCUUUUAAGGCUCGAAAGCAUAGCCGUCGA
Penaeus vannamei (Pacific white shrimp) is the source of this 939-nucleotide messenger RNA. RefSeq lists its product as uncharacterized. Gene Ontology annotation, cellular component: extracellular matrix. NCBI's taxonomy places the organism in Eukaryota, Metazoa, Arthropoda, Malacostraca, Decapoda, Penaeidae. The record is from RefSeq and is a predicted model, not a curated record.